GCAAGCCUUUGGUCCCUUGCAUCUUCGGAUGUGGUCGCCGUCUAUUCGCUGCAGCGCCAUGGUGCUCGAAACGUGCUUGCGAAAGGCAUCCUCCUCCAGGAAAGCAACUUGGCCGGAGGGCCUACUCUUUUGCCGCAAGGACAGCGUCAAACGUACAAUGCAGGCGUGGCUUUCCGUAAUCGAUACCUUAACACCACCACCUGUGCCGCAACGUCUACAUGUCUGGCUGGUGCGACCGACGCCAGCGGCAACGCGAUGUACGGCGUGUACGGCCAAUCAGGGGCCACGUUCGGCAACUGGAACGUCUACCUGCGCAGCAGUGCCAUGGACCGAGCCAUCCUGUCCGGCUUGUGCUUCUUCAACGGGAUCUUCCCGGCUGACCCCGCCGCCGCCGCCUCCACCAGCACCUACCUGCCCACCGGGGCGCAGAUGGUCCCGAUCUACACCCAGUCCGACUCGGAGGACCUGCUCAUCCGCGCCUACACCAAGUGUAACGCCUACCAGUCGGCCCUGGACACCUGGUUUCGGGGCGCCGAGUUCGCGUCCAAGUCCGCCGAGUCGUUCGAUCUGCGGCAGCAGGUGGCUGCGGCGAUGCCGGAUGUGGACACGCAGCUGGCUAACUGGUGGAAGACGCCAACAUGCCGGUCUGCCUGCCUGGUGUGGUGUACGGCAGGUGGAAUGUGUACGACGCGAUCAACGUGUACCGCACGUACGGCGUGGGCAGCCCCACACCCACCUUCAACGACACCAUGUUUGCCAAGAUCCAGCAGCUGGCCUACUGGCUGGAGACCGCCAAGAUGCGCUCCAACCUCACCUCCAACCUGCUGGGCGGGGUGCCGCUGGCGGACCUAGCCGCCUACCUGCAGGCGGCGGCGGCGGCAGCCGCGGCGGGGUCCCCGGUGUACUACAAGCUGCUGUCGCUGUCGGGCCACUACAACACGCAGCUGGGGGUGCUGGCGGCGCUGCAGCUCGACACCUGGGCGCCCGCCGCCAGCUUCACCUGGUUCGGCAGCAUCCCCAAACUGGCAGCUGUCAUGGCCUUUGAACUGCAUGCCGUCCGCCCUUCCUCAUCUUCCUCCUCAUCCUCAACUUCGCCUGCUUUCUACGUGCGGCUAGUGGCGCAGGACGGCCCCUCCGCAGCCUACACCACCAUUCCCCUGCCCUGCGCCUCAGACGCCGCGACUGCAGCGGUGGGCGCAGGCGCCUGCGGACUGCAGGAGUUUCUGUCUUAUGUUUCUGUACGGGCCCUGAACACCACACAAUGGUGUACGGCAUGCGGCAACACGGAUGUAACGGCUUGCCAGUUGGCUACAGCGCUGCAGCAAGUACGGCAGCUUUCAUCGGAUGGACAGCAGGAAGGACUACAGAGCUCAGGAUCUGGAUCUCGUAAUGCUCGUACGGAAUCGUGGAAGAUUGCCGUAUCUGUGGUUGUGACGUUUGUGGGAACGGUGCUGUUGAUUGCGUUGGGAGUGGCUGUGUGGGCGUGGCGGUGGCGAGAACUGACGGUAUCGGGAAGCGGGAGCAGCGGCAAUAAAGGGGCUGAGGGACCCAUGGGUCACCAGGGGCAUGAGCUAGCCUUCACGCACCUGCAUGGCGGGGCGGUUGGGACCUCUGUGUGAUCGUGGUGGUUAGGUACCGGUAAACCACCGUUAGAUGGGGUACGACGUUUCCUGACGCACUGUGAGCGACUCUUUUUUGGCAUUUGUGCAAAGUGCAUGCGAGAGUGGUGUGAGAUUAGCAUUGGGGUGCAGCGUGCAUGACAUGUGCAUUGACAUAGCAUGGCAGCGUUGUGUGUAUUAAGCCGAGUGGGCCGCGUGACAAGACUCGCCAUAGUGUUUGACUUGGAAAACGCACUGGCGGCCAAACGUUGUGAGUACAAGCGGGUACGGAGGUCUGGGCAUGGGUUAGGACAUGCAGUAGCAGAUGCUUGACAGUGGGAUUACCAAGCAUUGAAUACCGUAAUGUGUCCCAGCUGGUGUCAGAGGGUGGUUUGCUUUCCACGGUAGGCAGCGGCAUCACGACGGGAACUGCGGCAUUGUUGUGUGAGUGCGAGCGGUGUUGGCUUACUAUGUUUGCAUUCAUACCCAUUUACAGCCCUGGACGUAUUUGUAUUUGCGUUGCGAACUACCGUAUGACUGCACUUCAGCGAGAACUGUGGCAGGGAUAUUGCAGGAAGGCGGAAGGAAGCUUAACAACGUGUAUUUCAGGGUCACGAAGGGUCGGCGCCUUUUGCACGGGUGACUACGGUUCCAAGUCUUGGGUUAUGG
Molecule: messenger RNA, 2267 nt
Organism: Astrephomene gubernaculifera
Lineage: Eukaryota; Viridiplantae; Chlorophyta; Chlorophyceae; Chlamydomonadales; Astrephomenaceae
Source: the annotation of a GenBank genome assembly